CGAGGCGCGGCUUUCGUUAGAGGAAGGAAGGCGGAAGGGAGGAGUAAGCGGAGGCAACCUCAAGAACCUCAUACUUGUAUUCUUCCUCAAUAGCAUUAUCUGGUAAUCCUGUAAGUGCCUCAUUUUUUUUUCUUGAUGGGCAGCAAGAUGAAUGUUCUUUAAGCUCAACUCAUUACCUGAAUUUAAAGGCAUGUGGGCUACCAAGAUGAUAUAUAGAUCUCCAAGACAGUGGCUGCAAUUGAAGCCAGAUGGACUGCACAAUUGUCUAUGUAGAGCAAAGAGUUUUGGGAAUUCUGAUCAGUGUUAUAUUUUACAAGCUCUCCAUCUUUUUUCCACGUGCAGUGUCUCCCAAGUUCAUAACACAUGGUUCAUAAUGGAUCUCAAUGAAACAGAAGGAAAUACAGUAAAUAAGAAAUCAUCCAAGUCACUAGAUGGUAGAAGACAUCUUGAGAUGGAAGCAAAGAUGAAACAUCUCAACUUAUCCUUUGCAGCCUCUGGCUUUCUGGGGAUCUACCACUUGGGGGCAGCAUCUGCUUUUUGCAGACAUGGUAAGAAGUUGUUGAAGGUUGUGAAGGCCUUUGCAGGAGCAUCUUCAGGAGCUUUGACUGCCACUAUUCUUUUAACAGUGCCAGGAAGUAUCGAGGAAUGUACAAAUAUUACCUACCAACUUGCUGCAGAUACUCGAAAACUAUAUUUUGGAGCAUUGACACCUGGCUAUGAUCUUAUGACAAAACUUAGGGAUUACAUUGAUUCAAUCCUCCCCCCUAAUGCCCAUGAGACAGCAAAAAAUCGCCUCUUUGUAUCAGUCACUAGUACUAAAAAUGGGAAAAAUUAUUUGCUUUCAAAUUUUUCCUCCAGGGAAGAUCUUACUAAGGCUUUGUUAGCCAGCAGUUUUAUUCCUCUCUAUGCAGGAAUUAAUGCAGUGGAUUAUAAAGGACAGAAAUGGAUCGACGGUGGCUUAACCAAUGGCCUCCCUAUCUUGCCAGAAGGCCGAACUGUGACUAUUUCUCCUUUCUGUGGCCGAGUAGAUAUCUGCCCGCAAAACAAAGGACGAGUGGAUAUUUAUGCCAAAGUUGCAAAGCAAGACCUCAUGUUGUCCAUCACCAACUUUGUAAGGCUUCAUCAGGCUCUAUUUCCACCAAGCCAGGAAAAAAUGGAAUCGCUAUAUCAAGAUGGAUAUAAUGAUGCCAUACAUUUUUUACUGAAGGAAAACUGGUUUGAAUAGAUUAUGUGUGAUGAAAAUAAAAAAGUUUGGUGGCUCGUCAACGCAAAGCUCCAAACACUCCACCGAGGCCAAAAGGCUGAUGCCGCCAUUUCUGUUUAUCUUAAAAGAAUCCCACUGGGAUUUCAUCUGUUGUUGCCAAACAAGUGUUUUAUGUAUCAGUAUGCUGGACUGAAUUUGCAGAUGGUUUCAAAUGCAGUGGAAUUGUACUUGGCAUAGAAGAUAAGCUGCUGCUUAGAAAAGAUUAAGAGAAAUCAAUUUUUUUCUUUUUUUUUUUUCUUCUUCCUUUUUUCAUCCUUUCAUCUGGAGGCUAAAAUGCUAAAAAUAUGACUUUGGGCACUGAUUAAAUUGAUGUAUUCAUAUGUAGUCAUAAAAUAUGUGUAAUUUACAGAAAACCGAAUGUUUGUGUUAUUUCAUAAGGAAUCUUAUUAAUGUGUUCAUUAAUUGGUUUACUCAUUUUGGUUUUAAUUUUUUUUUAACUUAGUGCAUUCUCAAGCAUGAACUGUAAUUACAGUGAAACCAUGGGAGAGAAAACAACUUAAUUGCAUGUCUUUUCAUUGUUCUGCAUACGUGCUUCGCCAUUAGUAGAGCUAGUUUUUCAGAUAGGCUGCAUAAAUUUUAACAUUUUAACUUUCAAAUGGUUCAUUUAUCCUUUCUGUCAUAUAAAAUUCAUUGUGGAAAGAAAAGAAAAAUGACAAUUAAAAGUAUUGGCAUUUUUGCCUAUGUUAUAGUCACCUAGAAAAUAGAUCACAGCAAUUUUUAAAUAUGUAUAAAGCAAGUUGCAUUAUACAGUUCUAUUUACAACAUUGUCCCCAAGGAAGUAAUUUGCCGAUUUAAUCAAAAUUGUCCAAAUUGCAUUUUCACCCAAAAUGCUUUGUAUGCAGUUGGAACCCAUUGGGUAUGUUUUUCUAGUGGCACAACUCCUGUCAGCAUAAUCUAAGAAUAGUAUUGAUUCUACUUAUAGUAUAUAUUACAGCAUCAAUUUUAAA
This is a messenger RNA of Python bivittatus (Burmese python), 2211 nucleotides long. It is a transcript of the gene PNPLA4, whose product is annotated as patatin like domain 4, phospholipase and triacylglycerol lipase. Gene Ontology annotation, molecular function: retinyl-palmitate esterase activity; triacylglycerol lipase activity. Gene Ontology annotation, cellular component: cytoplasm; membrane; lipid droplet. The record is from RefSeq and is a predicted model, not a curated record. NCBI's taxonomy places the organism in Eukaryota, Metazoa, Chordata, Lepidosauria, Squamata, Pythonidae. Gene Ontology annotation, biological process: triglyceride catabolic process; lipid homeostasis.